Nicrophorus vespilloides is the source of this 4444-nucleotide messenger RNA. RefSeq lists its product as uncharacterized. Bases 265 to 4311 code for a protein of 1348 amino acids. The transcript has 7 exons. NCBI's taxonomy places the organism in Eukaryota, Metazoa, Arthropoda, Insecta, Coleoptera, Silphidae. The record is from RefSeq and is a predicted model, not a curated record.
UACUUCUUUUCGGUGGUGGUGUUUGUGAGUUUGUGUCUAAGGGUGCUGCUGUCGGAGUAAUUCAAUCUUUGCGGAAAUCGAAAGCAAAUUCAGAAACAUCACCUCAAAUACACACCACUCACAUUCGAGACGUAAAGAGGGAAGCAGCGUGAAAAAUCGUGGCGUAGGAUCUGCAUCGAGACGAGAAGAUCAUAGAAGCGAAACAUCAACAGAGAAACCCUCUUUAGAUGUUUUGUGUGGACUGUGGUAUUAUGCUAGGCGAGAAUGUUGAACGGCAGACGGAUCGAUGAGAGGACGGGCCGCAAAUCCAAGAUACCCGUGCCCAUUUUCAAAAUGAAAUCAACACUGUGUCCGCAGGAGGAUCAUCUGGUGAUCAUCCUCGAGGCGCCAGAGGCGUUCCGCAAUGAUGGGGAUGUAUCCGAUUGCGGCCUGAAGAAUGCACAGGAAAUUUUAGCGGAUUAUGCGGGAAGCCGUGAGAACGAUGACAACGAAGAACAAGAAGCCGACUACCACCACCAUCGAAACGGAUCACCGGAUGCCGAAGACCUGAUAACCAUGUGGUCGCCUCAUCAACAUGCGGCUCACAACCAGCCACAAACUGAUACAACAGAGAAGCCAAGACACGUGGCCCCAUGUCCCAGAGCAAACGGUGACACAGUGGAUAGACACGAAGGUUACCAGUCUCGUUCUCCAUCGCCCAUCGAGAGGCCGGUCGCUUUAGCAGCGCAUAACAGCAAUUACAUGAAGCAGUCGGAACAGCAGACGCGAAUGACGACGAUCCACAUGCCCACGGCGACGGUGGCAAUAGCAACCCAAGAAGAGGAGGAGGAGGAAGACGAGAAUGAAGAUGGAGAAGAGUUGAAUGUUGGUGGACCCGUUGAAGAUGGUUGCGAUGCGCGCGUGUGUUCAGUAGGAGGACAGACAUCGAUCGGCGUCGGCGUCGUCGCGGUCUGCGCAUCGACGGCGUCGGGGUGCAGUCGCGUCUCGGACGCCCCGGCCUCCGCACCGCACCAGCAGCAGCAGCAGAUAACAUCGAGCAUAUCACCAAACCUAGGACCCAACAACAACAGUGAAAGUGAAACCAGUGAAAGUGCACCUCCACCGGACAUCUUGGACACGAUCCGAUCGCUGGAAGCACACACACAGCCCUACACCCAAUCAGAUUUUAGUCUAGAAUUCAUCCAGACUAUUCGCCAACUGAAAGAUGACACCGCAAGGGAUGAAGUCUUGUCUAGCAAAAACUUGAACCGCCGCACCGAGGGCCGCUUGAAGAAUCUUGAACUGAAACUUCUUAAGGCCGGAAUAGUGGAUGCUAAAAAACAGGUGGUCGAUAAAGACGCCAAUGAGAACCUAUUAAUCUGCGAAUUCGAUCCGAAAUGCUUUCCUCAGCAACUUGACUACAGUGACUUCAUUUACUACGAUGAGCUUGAAAUGAACAAUAACAAUUGUAGUAACGGCAACAGUAGCAGCAACAACAACAUGGGUACGGAUAGUGAACGGAAGCAGCACAAUCCGGACCGCAACAAGCUGCGAUCUCUUCUGAAGGAGCCGGGUCCAAGUACUAAGCUGCAAACGAACCGAGUCGUCUUCAACGAGGACAAGAAUGAAUUCUUCGACGCCGAUUACAUAAUUCUAAUUCGCGAGGACUGCGACUAUGAUGAGGAAGAGGACGAUGGUGUCUGUACGUGCAAUCAGCACGAGAUGGUCAGGCUCACAUGCUGCGAACAGAAUUGCAAUUGCGGAGGACCAUACGACUCUGGAUACGAGCAAACACCGCAGAGCCCAAAAUUUGCUCCUCCUUUGGAAUUUGUGGACGCCGUCACGCUCAGUCCCCCAGAAGGCUAUAAAGACAUGGAACUUGGAGAGCAGCAGCUCCUGGCUCUUCAGCAAAUCACCCGACGGGGACAAAUUCCCACGGCGACAGCUGUUUGCAAAGAAUGUAGCCUAGAACACGACGAAGAUGGGGGAUCAGAGGACGAACAAAUCUCCGACCAAGAAAUUGAAAGGGCAAAAAUGGACCAAAGUCAACAGACCACCCCAACGACGCCUCCAGUUGAACCCGAAACGAGAGUUGCCAUGCCAGCAAAGAUACCGGAGAGGAGACAGCGGAAGGAAAUGCUAGAAGAUGAAAGAAAGGAGUCUAGUCCUAGUCCCACUCCGAGUCUACAGCCCGGAGGCUCUCCAAUUAGUGGUAUUCUGAAAGGUGGGAGACUUUGGAAACAGCAGCCUGCAGACGUUAACAAUAUGAGAAGCGAGUUUCUGCAUCAGCAACAACAGUUACAACAACAGGUUUACGACAACAUAACGUCGGACGAUGAAGGUGGAAGCAAGCGUUCCGUGCGUUUCAUCGAGGAGGAAGAGAAACGUGACCUAUGCGAAAAACCAUUGAAAAAGAUGGUCGAGAGCAAGGACGAAGUUGAUUCGAAUGUCCCGACGGCGAGUCCUGAAUCCACCGAGAUGACCCUCACGUUCAAGUUAGGCAAUCACGUGCUGAUUUCCAAUAAUAGCCUAAAGCCGAACUCAGCAGUUCGGCAAUUGUUCCCAUGUACUAAACCGCUGGCCGGAAAACAAGACGAAGGCGAAUCGGUACAUCAAUAUUUGGUGACCGCCGAAAGCCUCAAAGCUUUCGAGGAAGCGAAACGUUCGAAAUUGCCACAAAUUAUAGGCGAAGCAGACGAAUCCAUUAAAAGAGCCAUCGAGCGUAAUACUUUGCGUCGCUCGCUGAUUCGCUACGAACCGCGUAGCAAGAAAAACACAAAGACCGACAACUCACUAGUCGAACGUAUUAAGCAGUUGACUUGCGACGUGGAUGAACCUUUGGAGAACCAGCAAGAGAAGGCACGUGCUAGUCCUCCGGGCGAAGAAGCGAGGAAUUCACCAGAAAUAUCUGCAGUUAAAAACUCCCCUUCCUCAUCGUCUUCAUCGACGUCUUCAGUAUCGUCGACUUACAGAAAGAUCACUGAUUUGUUCGCGAAGCGCGAUCGACCUGAUAUUCAGAUUGAAACUCAAGUCAACAACAAGCAGUUAAACACAGGCGUACCAGAUUUGGGAGGACCUCAGGAAACACACAAUACUGUAAUUAAAGUCAACUCGACGGAAAGCAGGAAGCAAUUUCUCUCAACUUUAGCGCCGCUCACGGCAUGCGUAGGCGGAGCUGUUGCUGCAGACGACUAUUACUAUCACAUGAAUACCCAAGGAGAUAGGAUGUCUAUGGCCAGCUCCGUUGGCACUGAAUACAGUUUAGAAGAUAUAGAGGAUGGUCUAAAGAAGGACGAGGAGGAAAGUAAGAGGAUAGCUCCAGAUGUUUUAGUUGGCACGCCGUCCGCUUCGGAGUCCGGAGAUGAACUUGCAAUGUUCGUGCAACAGGAUGCUAGCCGCAUCGAGAGGAUCAAGAAGAAGUAUCAGCCGGAUGCCGAGGAAGACGACGAGCAUGAUGAUUACGGUUUCAAUAGGAGACCCAGCGUGAGAGGAAUUAAACCUCGUUUCGGUUCAACGACGGAAAUUCUGCAGCAGAUCCAAAACCAGAUGCAGCCUCCGACGAGUACGCCGCCCCGAAACCCCCCAGUGGCUUGGCCUUAUUAUUCGGAGACUAAUUUGAGUGGGGUUGACAAUAAAAUUAGAGCUCAACCACCCACCUACCAAUAUGUCAGCGAAGAAAUAAAACGAACCUACGCACAGUAUAGGCCUACCACUUUAGUGGACGAGAACAUUUACCAAAAUUGUGCGAACAGAUGCCCACAGCAAGGAACGUACAGAACGAACAUUUAUACAACUAGAGUCGCCGCACCACCAGACUAUUAUCAAUCGCUUCCGAGGAACGCCACUCGACGGCCUCAGUCACCACCGCCUCAAGAAGUUUCCAAAGGCUACCAUCAAACUAUGGUCUACAUCCCAUACAACCACAUCGAACCGUAUCAACCUUAUUAUCCAGCUUACACCCAGAACUAUCAAGUCAGGCAGCAGCACCAACAGCAACUACAGUACGCACCUCGUUCAGACUCACCCCAGCAGCAAUUUGCACGUUCCACGCAGACUUAUUAUCCGCGUUACAGACCGCCAAACGGUUACCAGCAGAUAAACAGACACAGCUAUCCCAGAUAUCCGCCAGAUAACUGUUCGAUAGCAGAUAGCGAAACGUACAUGAAGGACUCGAUGCCAAAUUCUCCAACGAAACCUCGCUUCAUUGAACGCGGAGUUCCCGAGGGUGCAGCAAGCGUAUCCCCGCAGGACAGCAACGUUGCUGCCACGAUGACUUCUCCCACCUCUCCGCAGAAUCCCACCAAACCCAUGUUUUACGCUAUGAAUGUCUGACCAAAUGAAUAGGUCAACAUUACCGUGAGGAUUUACACAAAACCCAAACAAACCAAAUGAUCUCCUGAGGCAAAAAUUAUUACGGAACAAAAUAACAAAAAACCCAAUACCGACGAAGGCAGUAAAUAAUUUU